UGGUCCCGCCGGAAGGACUUGAGCGCCCAGGAGCCGGGAGGCGAACCUGGGACCCGCUGGCCUCGCUCGGUGCGCGCCUCCCUCCCCGCAUGGAGCCCGCCGAGCGCUCGCGGGUCCCCAGGAUCGACCCGUACGGAUUCGAGCGGCCUGAGGACUUCGACGACGCCGCCUACGAGAAGUUUUUCUCCAGCUACCUGGUCACGCUCACCCGGAGGGCGAUCAAGUGGUCCCGGCUGCUGCAGGGCGGGAGCGUCCCCAGGAGCCGGACAGUGAAACGCUAUGUCCGGAAAGGGGUCCCACUGGAGCACCGUGCCCGCGUCUGGAUGGCGCUGAGUGGGGCCCAGGCUCAGAUGGACCAGAAUCCCGGCUACUAUCACCGGCUUCUCCAGGGAGAGAGAAACCCCAGGCUGGAGGAUGCCAUCAGGACAGGUGUCACUCCGUUACCCAGACUGGAGUACCUGAACCGGACCUUCCCUGACAAUGUGAAGUUUCGGAAGACCACGGACCCCUGCUUGCAGAAGACCCUGUACAAUGUGCUGCUGGCAUAUGGGCACCAUAACCAGGGAGUGGGCUACUGCCAGGGAAUGAAUUUUAUAGCGGGAUAUCUGAUUCUUAUAACGAAUAAUGAAGAAGAAUCUUUUUGGCUGUUAGACGCUCUUGUUGGAAGAAUACUACCUGAUUACUACAGCCCGGCCAUGCUGGGCCUGAAGACCGACCAGGAGGUCCUCGGGGAGCUGGUGCGGGCGAAGCUGCCGGCCGUGGGGGCCCUGAUGGAGCGGCUGGGCGUGCUGUGGACGCUGGUGGUGUCCCGCUGGUUCAUCUGCCUGUUUGUGGACGUCCUGCCCGUGGAGACAGUGCUUCGGAUCUGGGAUUGUUUGUUUAACGAGGGCUCGAAGAUUAUCUUCCGGGUGGCCCUGACCUUAAUUAAGCAGCACCAGGAGUUUAUUUUGGAAGCCACCAGCAUUCCAGACAUUUGCGAUAAGUUUAAGCAGAUAACCAAAGGCAGUUUCGUGAUGGAGUGUCACACAUUUAUGCAGAAAAUAUUUUCAGAACCUGGAAGCUUAUCCAUGGCCACCGUCGCCAAGCUGCGUGAGAGCUGCAGGGCCCGGCUGCUGGCACAGGGGUGAGCGUGCCUGUCUCCUGCGUUGCUUGUCUCCGCACAGACGGCGAUUCUCCUUUCUAGAGUUGACACUGGACCAGCUUUCACUGCUUUCCUUUUUAGUGUUGUAAACACUUGACAUCACUACACUUUAGCUGUGAAUUUUUUAAAAGAGCAGUUUAAAAUCAGGUCAUUCUACCAGCUUUUGAUUAGUUAUGAAGUCAUACUUUUUAAAGAAAACUUUUUACCUGAGAUACCAAUAAUAUAUAAAAUGUGAGAUGUGGGUUUGUAUCUAAUAAUGUAUGCCAACACUUGUGAGUUUGUGA
Molecule: messenger RNA, 1425 nt
Organism: Rhinopithecus roxellana (golden snub-nosed monkey)
Lineage: Eukaryota; Metazoa; Chordata; Mammalia; Primates; Cercopithecidae
Gene: GRTP1
Product: growth hormone regulated TBC protein 1
Exons: 9
Coding region: 90-1127 (345 amino acids)
Source: RefSeq, a predicted model, not a curated record